CCCACUCAACGAUACCUUUUGCAUCGGCUGAUUUCACGCUUACAAGAUCCUUCUUUCUGGAUUUAGUUCUAGCUUCAACUCCGGUAAUUUACCUCGUGGUUUAACCUACUAGGUAAACUAACACAAUGGAGUUGACACCACAGUCUGACCCUAAUGUGGGAAAGAAACCAAGCCGUUUUCUGCUGCUCUGGUUUCUUUUCCGCACUAUGCAUGUUACACAGACGGGUGAAGAAUCCAGCACACCAGAAGAUGAUCAAGUGGCGGUAGCUGACACUGUAGCCCCUUUAGAAGAUGAUGCUCUAGCUAAAGUUAAUCUGCCUAGGAAACUGCCCUCGAUAGUAGAAAUUAAAAAGGCCCUGCCUCAACAAUGUUUUGAAUCAAGUGCAUCAUUAUCUAUCUACUACAUGGUCAAAGACUUUAUCCUUGUAGCAUUUUUUUAUGCUUUGGUUGAAUGGACCUGGGAAGUGUUUCCCCCUGCUGCUCAGAUUGUGAUCACACCUUUAUUCUGGCUAAUACAAGGCACUUUGUUUACUGCCCUCUUUGUGGUCGGCCAUGAUGCUGGUCAUGGUUCCUUUUCCAACUCAGAACUUCUAAACACAAUUUGUGGAAAUAUCUGCCAUACUUUUUUGUUCUGCCCAUACUACAUGUGGAAGGUUUCUCACAGAAAACAUCACAAGAAUACUGGCAACAUUGACAAAGAUGAAGUAUUUUAUCCAGUGCGCCAAAGAGAUGACUCCAAAAUACCAUUGUUACCAGGGUUUGGGCUCGGAGUUGGCUGGUUUGCCUAUCUUUUAAAGGGUUACAAGCCAAGAGGUGUUCAGCAUUUCAACCCACUGCAUCCAAUGUUUCAGUACCACGUGUUGAACUGUUUUAUCUCCCUGAUUUGUAUCGUGGGCUGGUGCAUUUGUCUGGCACACUUCAAGGAUAUGUUUGGUUUGGGUGCACUAAUUUACCACUGGGUCAUCCCAACUUUUAUAUUUGGCUCCUACACUGUCAUCAUAACCUUUCUACAUCACACUGAAGAUGAUAUUCCCUGGUAUAGUACUGAAUUGUGGGACAAUGUUAGAGGUCAGCUCUCCUCUGUUGAUCGUUCAUAUGGCUGGUGCCAUUACAUCAUUCACAGCAUUGGAACACACCAAAUUCACCACCUGUUCCCUAAAGUACCUCACUAUCAUUUAGAAGAAGCCACUGUAGCUUUCCGUAAAGCUUUUCCUAAGCUGGUCAAUGUACGCCAUGAACCAAUCCUUCCUGCAUUUUUCAGAAUGUUUAAAAAAUAUGCCCAACAGAAUGUUAUUGAUAAUGACAAACAACUUCAUUUAUAUAAGUAAAGUUUAAAAAAAAACGUUUUAUUUUUAUGAUAGGGGUUAAUAAAGUAGUUCCAUUUAUACUGCCAUUUAAAUUAAAUUUUUAAAUUAAUAAGAACACGUCAAUUUUUAGCUAACAUAAGAUGGUUUACAUUAGUUAAUGCAAACUUACCUAAUUGAGAUUUGGAAAUGGCUAUCUAAUCUGUUGUUCUUUUUAUUACAAAUUGAAUGUUUAGAAAUUCUUUUUGUUUAAAUUUGGUUUGAUACAUAAUUAUCUAACUACGGUAGUAGGUUACAAUUUUUAUUUUUGCACAAACAAGAACUCUCCAGCAAUGCAAUUUCUUAACAAAAAAAAAAAGAUUUUUAGUUUUUAAGAUGAGUGUUCAUGUAUUGAAAUACUGUAUUGAUACUAGGCAACCUAAAUUUAGGUUGUGUCUCUUGAUAUUAAAGUUAAAACCGUUUUUUUUUCAGCAUCUUUUAGUCAUUUAUUUUGUAUCAAGAUAAUGAAGCUUAAAUAAAGCACUACAGUAAUUUUGCCUUUGCUAACAGAUUUUUAUCUUAGCUAUUAGUAAAUCUUUAGACAUGAUGGUAAAUUUGUAAGACUAAGCAAAGGCUGUAUCUUUGUUUCAAAAUUUGAUGUGCCUUUUAUUAUGAAAGUUUAAAUAGUAUUUAAUUUAUUAACAUAAUUCAGUAUUUUCUUUAAAUGUCCACUUUUUGUUUGAUGGACUUCAUAGAACACAGAUCAUUGAUCAUUAGAUGUUUGUUGAAACAAGGGCAAUAUUUUGUUUAGAUUCAAAUGUUUAUUUUCUUUUCUUAAUGCCAAUGUUAGUUUUUUUUUUUAAUAACAGAUCAUUACGGUUUUUGCUGCAUUUUCUUUUUUCCCAGUUGUAUUGAUUUUUUGAAUAAUUUUUAAAACAAUAUUGGCUUUUAAGUUUUUUUAAAAAUAACACUUAAAAGCUAAGUGAUAUUAUUUUCAUUUACUUAAUUGUCUAUCAAAGGAAAAAACAUUGAAGGUUAUGUAUUUUUUUAAGAACAAUAUUUUUAAGGCAACUUUGAACAUGACAAAUGUAGGCACAGGGUUUCAAUGUACCUUUGACUCCUCUCAUCCAUGUUUUAAUGAAUGACUUUAGGGGAGAGACUGUGGAAACAAUACAUGUCCACAAUGAUUUAAAAGCUAAUAAAGAUAAGUCAUCAAUCCCUUACUUUGACUUAAAAUUUGUGUGAUUAUUAAAACUUUGCUAUGCACUUUGUGUGUAUCUUAAUUAAAGAGAACUUACUUUUUUAAAAAAUGUUAAAAACCUGCAUUUAAAAUGUUUGAAUUUUUUUUCUAUAACAAAUGGUGUUCAAAUUGCAGCACAAAUUGCUGACAUGUAGAAUGUAUUCAUGCUCAACUUUCCUUUUUAUAACUCCUUACUAACAAUUUAGUACAGAAGUUGUCCCUCUUGUAACUGAGUAGUUAAGCAAUGACAUUGUAAACACACAUAGGAAGAGACAAAAUAAACCCACUAUGUCAGCCA
Physella acuta is the source of this 2821-nucleotide messenger RNA. RefSeq lists its product as uncharacterized. Lineage: Eukaryota; Metazoa; Mollusca; Gastropoda; Physidae. Gene Ontology annotation, biological process: lipid metabolic process. The record is from RefSeq and is a predicted model, not a curated record. Gene Ontology annotation, molecular function: oxidoreductase activity.